GCCAGAUUGAAGCGGCGCGCGGAGCGGCGGUUGGUGCCGUGAUGGAGGCGCUGACCUUUCCCCGCUACAGCCCGGAUGAUAUUGUCGCUUAUCUCCGCAGCCACGUCCUGGUGGGAGCCGAAGCCCGCAACCUCACCAAGGCCGACCUGUUCGCCACCCUCAAGCCUGAAGUUUUGCACAUGAUUUUCAUAAGAAUUCUGCAGAAAGUGUAUGGGAUCCGCCUGGAGCACUUCUACAUGAUGCCAGUCAACGUUGAUAUAGUGUAUCCACAGAUAUUUGAAGGCUUUCUACCUGUUUGUAAUCUGUAUAUUCAUAUGGAGCGCUUCCUUCCAGUGUGCCGGGUUAAUGAUUUUCAAAUUUCUGAUGUUAUAAAUCCAAAGGCAAAGAGGACAGCUCGCUUCUUGAGCGGCAUUCUCAACUUUGUGCAUUUCAGAGAAUGCCGACGCGAGGCCUACUUGGAGUUGCAGCUGAGCUAUAAAUCUGCUAUGGAGAAACACCAACAACUGGAGACAGCAAAUCAGGAGUUAGAAAUGAAGCUGGAGAAGCUAAACACUGUUCCAGUUGAACAGCAAGCAGAAUUCAAGCAACUGUCGGAUGACAUUCAAGAACUGGAGCAACUUCUAAGCCAUGACUAUCGUCGGAAAACAGCAGCAUUGCAAGAAGUGAUUUCACAAAAGAAGUCAGAUAUUACAGAGAGGACCAGAAAACUGAAUGAGCUUAAAGUGACAAUGGCUACUUUGAAAGAAGAACAAGAGCAGCUGAAAUCAAAAAUUGUGGAGAGCCCAGAGGAAUUGAAGAAUUAUAAGGAACUAAUGAAGGAGACUGUUAAGAAACUCAAGAAAUCCAAGCAAGAGGUUAUUGAGAAAUACGAAGGUUAUCGAGACCUGGUUGAAGUUCUGCCAUCGUGCCAAUUGGAGGUGCAGUUAUAUCAGAAGAAGAUGGAAAGACAGGCAGCAAAUGUGGAAAGACUGGCCAGUGUAUUAGCAGAGGUCAGAAAUCUGGAAGACCAGCUGGAGAGUGCUCAAAUCGAGCUGAAGAAAGGGAAGACGGAUGAAAUGUCCCUGAAGAGACUGGUCACUGCGAAGCAUGAGAGGCUGUCUACAGCUGAAAUAAGGAUAAAAAAGAAGCGUGAAGAUGUUGAGCAAUAUAAGCACACUGUAUUUGAAUAUUUUAACAGAGUUCAGGAAAAGAGGGGUGCUGUAUAUGAUAAAGUGACAGCAAUUCACAAGGAAAUCCAACAGACAAGGUUCAAAAUCCAGCAACUGAAUGAGAAUGCUGAAAAAGAAGAAACAAAAGCUAAAGAGAUAUACCAAAACCUGAAGGCUGGAUUGGAGAAGCGUCACGAUUCUCUCAUAAAGACAGCAAAGAAUUAUGCAGCCUCAAGAGAAGAUAAGAUUGCUGAACUGCAGAAGGGACUGCUUAGAGUUCAGAGUCCUGGAAGUAGUUCUUAGACCUGCCUUCACUUGUAUUCCUCUUCUGUUUAUCUUCGUAUCUGAACUCAGCAACUUGUGCUUUGUGUGAGAUGGAGAGUUAUUCCAGGCAAAAAACGGCUUUCUCAAAAGCCACGACAGAACAUAUUUACAGUUGUGUUAACUAGAUGCUAGAACUUGUUUCUGCUCUUGGUGGUAUUGGAUCCUCACAUAUGUUAAUUCAAGUCCAUGUUUGGGUGUUCAGUCCUUUUAAAAAAACAAAACAACAGACAAACCCCCAAACCAAAGGAAUAUCUGUAGCUUAACUUGUGAUGGCACUUAGUUUGCCACAGUGUUUUGAGAAUGCUUUUCAAUUGUUUCAAGUACUGUCAAUUUUUAAAAUAGCUGAUAUAAGGAUAUUUAAUCCUAUUGCUAUGUUAUGCUUCUUCUCCUCCCCACUCUCUCAACUCCCUCUGUCAAGUGUUCCAAUUGGAAAAUAAAACUUGUUCUGUACAUUUGUA
Lagopus leucura (white-tailed ptarmigan) is the source of this 1930-nucleotide messenger RNA. It is a transcript of the gene NUF2, whose product is annotated as NUF2 component of NDC80 kinetochore complex. The record is from RefSeq and is a predicted model, not a curated record. The coding region runs from base 42 to 1451 and encodes 469 amino acids. The transcript has 13 exons. Lineage: Eukaryota; Metazoa; Chordata; Aves; Galliformes; Phasianidae. Gene Ontology annotation, biological process: attachment of mitotic spindle microtubules to kinetochore; kinetochore organization; meiotic chromosome segregation. Gene Ontology annotation, molecular function: protein-containing complex binding. Gene Ontology annotation, cellular component: kinetochore; Ndc80 complex.